AUGCCAGUAAAUGUCAUAUUUGUAGGAAUAAAAUCAAGGCCUGGGGAUGUAAAAGUACGAGACCACUGUCAUCUAACAGGGAAGUAUCGGGGACCCGCACAUCAAGAUUGCAAUAUUAAUUAUCAUGAAUCGCAAAUAAUACCUGUUGUUUUUCAUAACCUUAGCGGGUAUGACGCGCAUUUUAUUAUCGAAGCUAUUGCUACAGAAUUUGAGGGUGAUGUUUGUUUGCUUCCUAUUAACAAAGAAAAGUAUAUCGGUUUCACGAAAAGUGUGAAAGGUAGUUACAUCAAGUUCCGCUUUAUCGAUUCUUUUAAAUUCAUGGCAUCAUCAUUGGACAAGUUAGCAUCCUACCUCGAUGAAUAUAAAAUUGUAAACACAGUUUUUUCCAAUUACAGUGCUGAUAAAAUAAAAUUGUUAACGCGAAAAGGAGUUUUUCCUUACGAGUAUAUUGACUCAAAGGAAAAACUUGAUGAAAUUGAGUUACCACCAAAAGAAAAAUUUUAUAGCACAUUAAACGACUCAAAUGUCUCUGAUGAGGAUUAUGCACAUGCGCAAAAUGUGUGGACUGAGUUUGAUUGUCAAAAUUUGGGUGAUUAUGUGUACCUGUAUAUGCAAACCGAUAUUUUGUUACUCGCGGACAUUUUUGAAAAUUUUAGAAAUCAAUGUUUAAUCUCGUACGGUCUCGAUCCAGCCCAUUACUACACGACACCGGGCUUGACAUGGGAUGCCAUGUUAAAGCAUACGAAUAUAAGAUUAGAGCUCCUCACUGACAUCGAUGUGGUAAUGUUUGUCGAACGCGGAAUUAGAGGUGGAGUAAGUCAAUGCACCAAUCGGUAUGCUAAAGCUAAUAAUCAUUAUAUGAAGGAAUAUAAUGAAAGUGAGGGGACAUCUUAUAUCGUAUACUUUGAUGCAAAUAACCUCUACGGUUGGGCAAUGAUCCAGUCACUUCCCUAUGGUGGCUUCGAGUGGAUAGAAAAUUUUGACAAUAGCUUUGAUUUCAACGUCUCUGAUGACGAGGCGAUUGGCUAUAUUUUAGAAGUUGAUUUGGAUUACCCCGAUGAUUUGCAUGAUAAGCAUAGUGAUUUUCCGUUUUGCCCUGAACGCUCGAAGCCACCUGGAUCUAAAAAGGAAAAGCUCCUAACUACCCUCCUACCAAAGAGAAAGCACGUUCUCCAUUAUCGCGCGUUAAAACAAGCUUUGGCGAAUGGUCUUGUAUUAGUAAAAAUUCACCGUGUAUUGAAAUUUAAACAAUCCACGUGGUUAAAAUCAUAUAUUGAUUUUAAUACAACUCGAAGAACAAGUGCAAGCAAUGAAUUUGAAAAGAAUUUAUUUAAAUUAAUGAACAACGCGGUAUUUGGUAAGACAAUGGAGAACGUGCGAAAACAUGUCGAUAUUAAACUCGUUACAAAGUGGGAGGGUAGAUAUGGAGCUGAAGCUUUAAUCGCGAAACCUAACUUCCACAGCAGAACCAUUUUUAAUCUGAAUUUGGUUGCCGUGGAACUUAGAAAAAUGGAGGUACUACUAAACAAGCCACUUUAUGUGGGUUUAACAGUCUUGGAUGUUUCCAAAACGUUAAUCUAUGAUUUCCAUUAUGAUUACAUUUUAAACAAAUAUGACGCGAAAAAUUUAAAACUAUUGUACACCGACACUGAUAGCCUCAUCUACGAAAUCAGAUGCUCCGACAUUUAUGCAGACAUGAAAGCAGAUAUUGAUAAAUUCGAUACGUCAGAUUAUCCGGUUAAUAACGUGUACGGUAUUCCGCAAGCCAACAAAAAAGUUUUAGGAUUGAUGAAAGAUGAGUGCAGUGGAAAAAUCGUGACCGAAUUUGUUGGCUUGCGGAGCAAGAUGUACAGUGUGCGAGUUGAAAACAAAGAUGUUAUAAAAAAGGCUAAAGGUGUGAAAGCUGUAGUUGUUAAGAAGGACAUAGACUUUGAUGAUUAUGUGUAUUGUUUACAAAAUGUAAAAAUUCAAUCUAGAACGCAAUAUUGUAUAAGAUCAAACCUUCACAAUGUUCAUACUUUAAAACAAACAAAAAUUGCUCUGAGUCCUUUCGAUGAUAAAAGAUUUUUGUUAGCCAACAGCACCGACACCCUAGCAUGGGGGCAUUGUAAAAUUGCAGAAAUUAUGGAAGAUGAUGAAGCAUUGUAA
Molecule: messenger RNA, 2148 nt
Organism: Leptopilina heterotoma
Lineage: Eukaryota; Metazoa; Arthropoda; Insecta; Hymenoptera; Figitidae
Exons: 1
Coding region: 1-2148 (715 amino acids)
Source: RefSeq, a predicted model, not a curated record